CCACUAAACAUAUUUCAUAAUGGCCUGACAUGUUUACCUCAACAAAACAAGUUUGCCAUCAUAACUCACAUGAGACGACGUUUUUGUAAACAAAUACUACUAAUUUGACAGCCAGCACUACUUUUAUCUUUCCUCUAAAACCCACUGAAGUCUGUUCCUUGCGGAAUAAUGCUAUUAACUACAGACAGACUGCCUCAGGGACAAUAGUGUAAAUCGUCCCACAACAGUGAAUGCAACAUUACUCUGCAGCCCGGGGAAAACAAAAGUUCUCAGCAGCAGUCGUCUUCUCACGGUGCAAUUAAAUAACUGCCAGCUAUCGAUGAAGCAGAAAAUAUUUCGCUAUGCGGUAACAAGCAGACGGCACUGAAAUGAGUCCAACCUGCGAAGUUGUGUUCAUGUUGAAUUUACCAGAGCACAUACACUUGAUGAUCAACGUAGGUUGUGAUCUGUCAGUAACUUGCCUGGGCAUUAGAGAACAUGGCCACCAACAGUGACUCCACCAGUGACCUCGAUGAGGACUUGCCUGUGUUUGACUUCCUCCAGCCUGGUCGACACCUCAGCCAAGCCUCCCAGUGGCCUGCAGAGAAGCCAAACAUUGUUGAUGUGAAUGAUUCUGAUGCAGAAAUCACAGCCAUCUCCUCCACACCUGAUGCAGGUGCAUGCAGGGCAAAGGCUGAUGUUAUGAUGAUCAGCAGCAAUUCUGAUGACGAUGAACCUUAUGUCCCUUUGGCAAAGAGACUCAAACAGAGACCGUGGAAAGUGAUUAGUGCCUCCUCUGCUGUUGUUAAUGAGAAAGAAGCUGAAAACUAUUCGCCAUCGAAUCUGGUCAGCUCACAGGUCUUUAGGCAGAAUGGAUUUUCCGAGUCAGAGUGCCUGCUCAGCCUGCAUCAGGUGAGAACAGUGCUCCCUAUGACCUCAGGUCGCACAGAGGAUCUCCCUCAGCUACCUCUGAAGCCUCCCUCCAGUGGAAGUAGCAAAGGCGUCUCUUCUGCCAAGAAGAAACUUGCCAAGUGGACAGUGGAGGAGAUCCAGGCCAAACGGGAGGAAGCUCUGAGGAGGAAGCAGGCCAGGGAGAGAAAGCAGCAGGACAAGGAGGCACUCAGGCAGGAACAAGAUAAACAGAAAGCAGAGAGGAAUGCUGCCAAGGCCCUGAGACCAGAGGAGUGUAUCAAACAUAUGGUGGUGGCUAUUGACCCAACUAUCUUACAACUGGAAGGAGGUGGGACUCUGUUGGAGUCUGUGCAGGCUCUGGGUUGUAGCUGUGCCAUAGAGAAGCAACCACUUCCACGCAGUGUCAGCUGGAUGAGACGAACUCCCUGUGCACAGCCAGGUGAUGCAGUCUGUGUACCAGAGGCUCAUGUCAUAAUGCAGAUGACAGUGGAUGACUUCAUCACUCUGGUUCAUAGCUACGUUCAGGAAGAGAGGCAUGGUAUGUCCGACUGUGGUCCCACAUUGACGUCCUGGGUUCAACACCAGCAGAGGCGUAACCCUGGCAAGACCCUUAGCCUGGUGGUCAUUGAGCUAGAGAAAUUCUUCAGAUCACAGAAGUCACAAAACCAGAAGAGGUUUCGAGAGGCUGUCCAGGGUGAGGAGACUAGAGGAGGAAAAGUGAAGAGGAAAAGGAAGAGUGGUGGAGCUGAAUUGCUUUCUCAGGUGUCCCAAGUUGAAGUAGAAGAGGCAGUGGUGCAUCUCCAGCUCCACACUGGUGUCUCAGUCCGCUUCUUGUCUUCCUGGAAGGGCUUCUCUGACCACAUCACCAUGACAACCAAAGCGAUUGCAGAGACCCCUUUCAAGAGUGCGAGGGAGAACACGGGCUUCUCCUUCUACCUGGAGAGUGAGUGGGCGGGGGGCCAGAGAGUGGAUAAAGCUGGUAAGGGCCUGCUGCAGGUGUGGAAGAGACAGAUUCAACAGUUCAACAGAGUCAGUCAGGAUAUGGCUGCUACAAUCUUGGCAGCUUAUCCCUCCCCACAGCUGCUCAAGAAGGCCUACAGUCUGUGCCGGACGGAGCAUGAGCAGGUCUCACUGUUGUCUGACCUUCUGAUUCGUAGAGGAGAGGGCAUCACCUCCACCAGUCGUAGGGUUGGUCCUGAGCUCUCCAAACGCCUCUUCCUCAUGAUGAAUUUCCCUAAUCCUGAGCAGACUCUGGACUCCAACCUCUGAAAUUCAAAGCUUAAAGCUGUUUAUGAAACUGGCAUUUUUGUUGACUGCUAUAAUUAGUCAUUUCUUUUCCUACCAUGUUUGAUGUGCAGGCAAUUCAUUUAGCACUGCACUUCACAGCAACUGCUAUCAAAAUACAAUUUUUACAUUUUUCUAUUACUACUUUCAUAAUUGUCUUUACAAUAGUGCGUUAGGCUGGCUUUGCACUUGUCAUCUCCUCUUUAGAGACACUUUAGAAAGAUGAUGCGACCUUGUAUUAGAGAUACAUAUUAGAUAUUAGAGGCUUAGCUGUAAUCUGGUUUAAUUAGGCAUCAUCAGCAGUAAAACACCUCACCCUCAUAUGUUUUAUCUGCUGGGCAAUUGAACUGCCUGUGCUUUUUGUGUCACUGCAGUCUCCUGUGUCUCCUACCUGUAUGUCCAGCUUAGUUUGUGUUGUUGUGGUGUGCAGUGGUGAAAUGCCACCACAAAUCUGCUUCACUUAACUUUGCAAUGCCCGUGGUCAUUUCCACAGCAUUAGCAAAAAUGGAACCUGACCAAGAAGUGAUGAGAGCUUGGAACAGAAAAAGAGGGGAAAAGACAGAUGGGUAACAAGCUGUUAAAUGGGUUAAAGCGAUGAUCACCAUACCUCACUCUAGGUCCUGCAGGCAGAGGGAUAAACAGUUCAACAGUCUGGUGACACAGAAGGUUUAAUUCAAUAUUAUUUAUAAAGCACCAAUUCACAACAUACACAUGGUAUUCCAGCACCAUGCCAGAUUGUUUGUUUGUUUUUUAAUUAUUAUUUGAACUGGACUAUAAUUUGCUGUUAUAAACUAUAUUUUUAUUUGUUUUUUUUUGGCACUGUAACUGUUUACAUAGUUGUAUUUCAGAAUAAAUAGUGCACAUAUUGUUAAAAGGUGAA
Molecule: messenger RNA, 3055 nt
Organism: Amphiprion ocellaris (clown anemonefish)
Lineage: Eukaryota; Metazoa; Chordata; Actinopteri; Pomacentridae
Gene: eme1
Product: essential meiotic structure-specific endonuclease 1
Exons: 10
Coding region: 478-2160 (560 amino acids)
Biological process (GO): replication fork processing; double-strand break repair; mitotic intra-S DNA damage checkpoint signaling
Cellular component (GO): Holliday junction resolvase complex; nucleus
Molecular function (GO): nuclease activity; DNA binding
Source: RefSeq, a predicted model, not a curated record